CGCCGCGUGCAUUAUAGGAUUAUAGCCAACGCUUUUUGACUGCUGAAUUUAUACAGUUUUGGACAGCUUUUGGUGGCUAAGAAUAAGGAGAUAUGUGAGUUUUGCUUUUUGGAAACAUGGAUGGAGAAGAGGUAAAUAAUCAGUUAUAAUUGUAUUGCUUAUAUGACAAAUUGGAUCGUUAGAUUCGGCCCAUGUAUAUUCGGCCAUAUUUACAAUUUCCAAUCUAUAUUAAAUCAUAUCUGUAUUUAUACUCAUUUUUGGUUUCAUAUGGUGUAAUGGAUGCUGAUAGUAGAAUAUAUGGCGUCAGACCUCAGUAUUAUUUCGGCCAUAUUUGCAAUUUCCAGUGUAUACAGUAUAGGAUUGUUUCAACAUAUUGAAUCACAUCUGUAUUAAGCCUGUUUUCAUACGUCGAAUUUUGGUCAUUCGACACGACCAAAAUUCGACGUAUAAAACAGGCCUUACUCAUUUUUUGUUUCAUAUGAUGUAAUGGAGGCUCAGAUUCAUUAAUAUGUAAAAUACCUAAUCACACACUAUCAUGCUUAUUGGCCAUUUAACCAUAUGUUUAUGUAAAUAGUGUGUAUAAUAUAUGGCAUCAGACCUCAGUAUUAUUUCGGCCAUAUUUGCAAUUUCCAGUGUAUACAGUAUAGGAUUGUUUCAACAUAUUGAAUCACAUCUGUAUUAAGCCUGUUUUCAUACGUCGAAUUUUGGUCAUUCGACACGACCAAAAUUCGACGUAUAAAACAGGCCUUACUCAUUUUUUGUUUCAUAUGAUGUAAUGGAGGCUCAGAUUCAUUAAUAUGUAAAAUACCUAAUCACACACUAUCAUGCCUAUUGGCCAUUUAACCAUAUGUUUAUGUAAAUAGUGUGUAUUAUGCACGACCUUUGAAAAACAGACACCUGAAAGGCUACCACCAAUUGCCACCGGCAUUGUAAAGAGAUAUAAAUUCAUCAACAUUAAAGGUGAUAUAAAGUCUGUUCUCGCAUACGUUUUGUGCAGGCCUACAUUCCAAUGGUUAGCCGAUCAAUUUAAUCAUAUUUUACAACUGUAGCACUGAGUUCAAAAUGUAAACAAUGCGUUUGUUUACAUUUCAAGUGACUGUACACCAUAACCUGCAUCACCCGCAUACAUAUAUAUACAUGAAUAAAAAAUUUGUGGUUAUAAAUGCUUGGCAACUGUACCUCUGUAGCUAAGCGGUCAGCCGCAGGUUCGAUAAGUUCCUGCCGGUGUUGCAUUUUUUGCAGCUCCGUCGUCCCCGGUUAGGUAAAAAAUUCUAUAUAUAUAAUAAUCUAUAUAAAAACCAUCAACAUUAAUUUCUAUUGAGUGAGAUGCACAAAACAUGUAAUGUUUUAUUUCACAUGUUUAAAUAAGGCGAAAUAAAUCGUAUUUAUCCCAACCUAACCAUUGCUCCUUUUGUACUUAAUCAUAAUGCAUUAUCUCUCUUAGAUUAUCCUAGGCAAUGCAACAAAAAGGUGCAAAAGCAAGUGUCCUGCAUGUCCAUUUGUAUAUGCAAACUUCUGGAAGCCAAAAAGCUACCCAGAGUGCAAAUAUGAAAUUGGUGUAAGUUACAUUCCCAAGGAGAAAAAAGCGAAAAAACUCCACCCUGACUGUGCUCAUGUUGGUAGAAAUGUGUACUCUGUGAAAACAAGCACAAGAGGUGGCAGUUGAAGUAUUCGGUGGCAAAGUGGUUACCGGUAGCGCACUUGCCUUUCACCUCUGAGACCGCAAGUUCAAGCCUCAGUGAGAACUUCUCAAUGUGUUUUCUCUGGGUACUCCGGUUUCCUCCCACAGGGAAAGUUGACAGGGUGGGUUAGGCACAUACAGUAGGUCAGGAGGCAGAUCAUUAAUGAGGUAUGGACUAAUAGUGGCUGCUCAAGGAGCCAUUUAUAAGCUCAAAGUCUACCUCGGUCUGCUUCACGUCAGUCCGGUUCUAUCUAUCUAUUCACAAUGUAACCAGUCACUGAAAAGCCCUGAUAGGGAGUGUGCUGUGAAAUAUCUGUAUCUGUAAGUAUGUAAAUAAUUAAAGCACUUCUGUAACAGUAGUUUAUAUAAAGUGAAAUUUAUUGUUUGGCUGAUGUUUUAGAUUUGCCAUUUGGGAUUUUGUCUGGAUUCUAUUUUUGUCAAUGAUUUUGUCUGUAAGAAUUAAGCAUCAUCAUUAAAUUUGGAGGUAAUAUCGGUCCUUCCAAUCUGUACAGACCUUCUACAUCUGCAAGAUCUCCGAUGCUAAGAUUGUUUCCAUCAAGUGACCAAAACCUUGUUCACCUCCC
Paramuricea clavata is the source of this 2265-nucleotide messenger RNA. NCBI's taxonomy places the organism in Eukaryota, Metazoa, Cnidaria, Anthozoa, Malacalcyonacea, Plexauridae. The record is from the annotation of a GenBank genome assembly.